This is a messenger RNA of Syngnathus typhle (broad-nosed pipefish), 1582 nucleotides long. RefSeq names its product layilin a (gene layna). The coding region runs from base 1 to 1464 and encodes 487 amino acids. Lineage: Eukaryota; Metazoa; Chordata; Actinopteri; Syngnathiformes; Syngnathidae. The transcript is spliced from 8 exons. The record is from RefSeq and is a predicted model, not a curated record. Gene Ontology annotation, molecular function: hyaluronic acid binding.
AUGCCAGAAGCCAUGGACCGGCUCGCCAUCCUCUGUCAUGUCAUGAUUUUGUGUUUCAAUCCAUCAGGAGCUACUCGACUCAUUACAGUGGACGCAUUUGAAGCGAGAGGUCAACGUGUGUGCAAGGCAGGUAACGGCAGGCCCUGUUACAAGCUGGCCUACUUCUCCGAGCUUCGUCGGAGGCUGAAUUUCGGGGAGGCCGACCUGGCCUGCCGUCGUGACGGCGGCCAGCUCCUCAGCGUGGAAUCGGAGUCGGAGCAGAAAAUCAUCGAGCAGCUCAUAACGGAUCUGAGACCGACCGACGGAGACUUCUGGAUCGGGCUGCGGCGUAACCAUGGAGAUGAAGACAGCAGUAGUAGUAGCGAAUGCUCAUCGCAGUAUCGCUGGCUGGAUGGUACAAAGUCUACAUUUAGGAACUGGCACUGGGAUGAGCCGUCCUGCGGCUACGAGGUUUGCGUGGUGAUGUAUCAUCAGCCGUCCGCUCCACCAGGACUGGGAGGUCUUUACAUGUUCCAAUGGAACGACGACAACUGUGACACCAAACACAACUUCAUCUGCAAAUACACAGCAGAAAACUCAGCUGAUUCAUCUCCUGCAAACUCCACACAUGCAGACAUCGUUCCCUCAUCUGUCCCAUGGAAUCCAAGUGACCACAACGCAAAGAGGAGCACAGCCCUGAAUGUGAUCUACAUCAUCAUCCCCACCAUUCCGCUCAUUCUGCUGCUGCUAACAGUGACAGGCGUCUGCUGCUUCAAAACGAUCGUUGCACGACGAACGAAAGAGAAAAAGUCAGAGGUACCCAAGACAGAGCCUAGCGCUCGGCUCAGCCCCACCCCGACUGACGUCUACAAUGUGAUUCGCUCCCAGAAGGAGGACGACUUGAUGUCGGGUCGCCCCCACACUAAAAACACAUCCUUUCUAUGCUCGUCCCCGGACACCCCCACGGGGGAUUACGACAACCUGGGGGGCCGCGACACCGAGAGCGGUUUUGUGACUCUGGCCAGCAACGAUAGCUGCUUUCUUAAUUUUGACCUCAAUGACCUCAGCUUGGGUCGUCGGGGUACGCGUGACCUCUACAACAGCAGUUUAGGCCGCCCGGCGAAGAGAGACGCGAUCGAUGGGAGUCUAGCUCGACCCGGACAGUUUUACGACCGCAGUCUGGGCCGCCGUACCACUAAGAGCGAGCAUUUCGGUAGCGCCGGCGCCUACGGGGACCACGAGUUGUUCGAUGACAUCCUGGCGGCUAAGAGGGAACUCUACGAACCCAAAGUGACGCCCAAAGCAGAUUUGUAUCAGACCUACAGCAACAACGGCAAUGGGGAUUCUUACCAAUGCAUCCUGGGAACGUACGGGAGCCGUAAAUCAUACCAGGCUACAUUGGAGAACUACAGAAGUGGUCUGAAUCUCGACGGAGGGAGAAGAUAUUUAAAUCAACAGCAAUGGCUCGACAGUGGGAAGUACUGAUGUGUGCGUAAUAAUGUUGUCGUCUGAUGUUAUGUAGAAUGAACUGAGCAUGGUGCAUUUGGUUUCUGGUAAUGAAUUUUCUUUAAUAAAAAAAAAGUCUGCAUGACUUUUGCAUGAC